Messenger RNA from Myxocyprinus asiaticus (Chinese sucker), 3138 nucleotides. RefSeq names its product CUGBP Elav-like family member 2. The transcript is spliced from 15 exons. Gene Ontology annotation, cellular component: nucleus; cytoplasm; ribonucleoprotein complex. Gene Ontology annotation, biological process: mRNA splice site recognition; regulation of alternative mRNA splicing, via spliceosome. Bases 550 to 2199 code for a protein of 549 amino acids. Lineage: Eukaryota; Metazoa; Chordata; Actinopteri; Cypriniformes; Catostomidae. The record is from RefSeq and is a predicted model, not a curated record. Gene Ontology annotation, molecular function: mRNA 3'-UTR binding.
CUAAUUAUAAUUUAUAUUUUAAACAUGUUAUUUCAGUUUAUGGUUGAAAACCCUUAUUUCAUUUUGCAGUCUAAACAUGUUGCUUCCUUUCACCGUCUAAAACUGUUAUUUCAGUUUAUGGUAAACGUGUGGCACCCUGAGCCACAUUUUUUUUUUUUUUUUUGUUUGUUUUUUUUUUUUUUUUUUUUUUUGUAGAAACGGGAAAUACUACAAUCUAUUAAUAAUAAUAAUAAUAAUAAUAAUAAUAAUAAUAAUAAAGCAUUUUGUUGAAUCUGAUAUAUAGAAUAGAAUAGAACAGAACAGAAUAGAAUACAAUGGUUGAAUUGUUGAUUAGGAUAUUCUACAUGGAGUUGUAUAAAAAUGAGGCAGUGAGAGAGAGAGACAGAGGCAGAGCUGAAGUGAUUGUGAGGGGCGGAGGAAAGAGAGCCGCUUCUCAGCGGUUAGCAGACUCAGAGCAGCGCACAAAGACAGUCGGAGUAACAGCGCUCACUCACUCUCUCACUCCUAUCAGCCGCAUUCUGUCCGAGCAAAGCCCGAGCUGCCUCAAGCAUGGUCUCUAUAAUCUCAGACCUGGACCCUAUCAAGAGCUGGAACGUGUUAAGGCAGGACGCAAGUGAUCUAUCUGGAACUAUACAAAGUAACGGUACAGCUGGGAAGAUGAAUGGCGCCUUGGAUCACUCGGACCAGCCUGAUCCGGAUGCCAUUAAGAUGUUUGUUGGCCAGAUCCCCCGCUCCUGGUCCGAGAAAGAGUUAAAGGAACUGUUUGAGCCGUACGGAGCCGUCUACCAGAUCAACAUACUGCGAGAUCGCAGUCAGAACCCACCACAGAGCAAAGGGUGCUGUUUUGUCACAUUCUACACACGGAAAGCUGCCUUGGAGGCCCAGAAUGCACUGCACAACAUAAAGACCUUAACUGGGAUGCACCACCCCAUACAGAUGAAGCCUGCAGACAGCGAGAAAUCAAAUGCGGUGGAGGACAGAAAGCUCUUCAUUGGCAUGGUGUCGAAGAAAUGCAACGAGAACGACAUCCGGGUCAUGUUCUCUGCCUUCGGUCAGAUCGAGGAAUGCCGUAUUCUGAGGGGACCAGAUGGACUCAGCCGAGGAUGUGCGUUUGUCACGUUUUCUACCAGGGCUAUGGCACAGAAUGCAAUCAAAGCCAUGCAUCAGUCUCAAACCAUGGAGGGAUGCUCCUCUCCCAUGGUGGUGAAGUUUGCAGACACACAAAAGGAUAAAGAACAGCGGCGGCUGCAGCAGCAGUUGGCGCAGCAGAUGCAGCAGUUGAACAGUGCGUCUGCCUGGGGUAGCCUGACUGGGCUGACCGGCCUCACCCCGCAGUAUCUGGCAGUAAGAGGACACACCCACGCAGCCACGCCCACCAGCAGCACAGCCAGCGCAGCCGCCGCAUUGCUCCAACAAGCGACCUCCUCCAGUAACUUAGGAGCAUUUGGUGGUAUUCAGCAAAUGGCAGGUAUGAAUGCUCUGCAGUUGCAGAAUCUGGCCACUCUAGCCGCAGCAGCGGCUGCAGCACAGAGCUCAGCCAGCCCGUCCACCGCUAGCGCCCUGACCUCCAGCACAGGGUCCCUGGGAGCCCUGGCCAGCCCAGCAGGUUCCACGGCUAACUCGAGUGCAGGUGCAAUGGGUUCCCUGGGUUCUCUGGGCACACUGCAGGGUCUGGCCGGGGCCACCAUGGGCCUUAAUAACAUUAAUGCACUAGCAGGUAGCGUCAACAUUGCUCACAUGCUCUCAGGUAUGGCGGCUCUUAACGGCGGGCUGGGCAGCACGGGCCUGAGUAACGGGUCGGCUGGGCCCAUGGAUGCUCUCACACAGGCCUACUCAGGGAUCCAACAGUACGCAGCCGCCGCCCUGCCCACCCUCUACAGCCAGUCCCUACUGCAGCAACAGAGCGCUGCGGGCAGCCAGAAAGAGGGACCUGAAGGGGCCAACCUGUUCAUCUACCACCUGCCACAGGAGUUUGGGGACCAGGACAUCCUACAGAUGUUCAUGCCUUUUGGAAACGUGGUCUCUGCCAAAGUCUUUAUCGACAAACAGACCAAUCUGAGCAAGUGCUUUGGUUUCGUCAGUUAUGACAAUCCUGUUUCAGCGCAAGCUGCCAUCCAGGCGAUGAAUGGGUUUCAGAUUGGCAUGAAGCGCCUCAAAGUCCAGCUCAAGCGUUCGAAGAACGACAGCAAACCAUACUGAUCUUAGCACUAGGGCCUCUCUCAUUUUACACUGCUAGGAACUCAUCUCCAUGACUAUAUGCUCAUCGUUUGCCUAGCAUGUCUACGUGGCGUACAAAAAAACGUCUCAUCGUCCCGUCAUUGUUUCUGAUGUCUUUCUGAGUUCUCCUGAUCAUAACCUGGUCUCCUUCUACUGAUCUCUGAACUUAGCCUGAUCUUUUUGGAGAUUUUUCGCAUGUGUCCUCAUUUUGAGCUUUUUUCCUGUUUUUAUUUUAUUUUUUAUUUUUUUAUUUUUUUUAUUUUUAUUUUUUUUUGGAUUAACUGGUGAGGGAGGGAGCAAGGGAGGGAAGGGAGGAAAGACAGAAAAUAAUAAUAAUAAUAAUAAUGUGAAAACGCUGCAUUCACACUCUAGAGACGGAGUAUAUUUACUAACAUAACCAGAGCAUCAUUUUAAGAAAAAGAAAAAAAUGAAAAAUAAAUAAAUAAAUAAGAUAAAAAUAUUAAUAAUCCUGUGGCAAAACAAUUAAGAAUAUUUGCAUUUGACUUAGGUUUUUAUUUUUCAGAUUAUGUUUUUUUUUCUCUCUCUCUCUCUUUACGUUGUUUUCUUUUUCACUCAUUUAAAGUAAACUUGAACGUUCAAUAUACAGGGAUUGGCGUUGGGAUUUACGGUCGGCAACACUCGCAAAUUGAGGCCAUCCGUAAGAAACCCACACCGGUUUCUAAACGAAAUAGACUACUUCCACGCAGUUUUAAUAUAAAAAAAAAUAAAAAAAAACUGUCUGAUCAAUAUUAGAAUCUCUCAGAGCUUGCUCGUGGUUUUUACAUUUUUCAGGCAGUGUAAAGUUUUUUGAUAAGGCCAUUUUAAGUGGCUUGAUUUCUCAUUAAAGUCUAUAUAAAACCACUUUUCUAGAGUAGUAAAGGUAUUAAAAUAAAAAACACAAGAUUGCCCUCUUUGGGGGGG